AUGGCUAAUGAUACUAGUGUUUGUUCUGGAAUUGGUACAUGUGUCUAUGCAAAUAAUUGCUCAUGUUGGAAUUCAACUUUUUGGGGAGGUCAAAAUUGUGACAUUCACAAAUGUGGAAAUGUUUUGGCAAAUUCUCCAAGCGUAUGUUCAGGAAAUGGAAAUUGUCUAGCACCUGGAGUUUGUAACUGUACCGAAAUGUAUGGUGGUUCCAAUUGUAACGUUCCUAAAUGUUCGAAUAUUUUGGCCACUAGUCCAGAAGUUUGUUCCUAUUCGAAAGGUCGAUGUGUUUCUCCUAACAAUUGUUCAUGCUCUGAAGGAUAUCAUGGAAGUAAUUGUGAAUUAGUUUCUUGCUUUGGUGUCAAGAACACUAGUUUGAAUGUUUGCUCAGGAAAGGGAGUUUGUCUCUCAUUGAACAAUUGUACAUGUCAACAAGGUUUCUAUGGAGAAAAGUGUCAGUAUUACGAUUGUUUCAGUGUAAGAAAUGAUAAGAAGGAUGUUUGUUCAUCACAUGGUAAUUGUUCCAAUAUCGAUACAUGUAAUUGUACAAAACCUUACUAUGGAACAAACUGUGAAAAAUUUGAUUGUUAUGGAAAGGCUCAAGAUUCGAUUUCAGUUUGUUCUUCAAGAGGAUUCUGCUCAUCACUUGAUAACUGCACAUGUCAAGAAGGAUAUUAUGGAAAAGAAU
Messenger RNA from Naegleria gruberi, 685 nucleotides. RefSeq lists its product as uncharacterized. Gene Ontology annotation, molecular function: cell adhesion molecule binding; protein heterodimerization activity; protein homodimerization activity. The record is from RefSeq and is a predicted model, not a curated record. The transcript has a single exon. The annotation marks the transcript as partial. Gene Ontology annotation, cellular component: neuron projection. Gene Ontology annotation, biological process: heterophilic cell-cell adhesion; neuron development. Lineage: Eukaryota; Heterolobosea; Eutetramitea; Acrasida; Naegleriidae.